GCGACGCAAUGAUUGGCUGAGCGCGACUUGGCGGCUGUCACGCAUGUCACACAAAUAACCCGCGCUCGUGAUGACGGUUGAAUCAAGCUCAUUCACGUCGGCGCUUUCGGGUCAGUCUUACUUCUGGGUCAGUGUUUGUGGGAUCGAAGAAAUGGAAAAAUUCGCUGAGUUUGUUUCAUCUAUUGGGCAGAACGCGCGCUCGUCUCCGUACAUGCCUCCGAAUGCGCCAGUGCCUCGGGUAACUGCGGCCCCUAAUUCCCCACCAGCGAAUUACGUGAGCUGCGAUUUAGCGAGACAACAUUCUCUUUCAAUGAGCACUCAGUCGCAAGCUGGGAAAUUUUCGCCUCCGGUUGGAGGCUCAACACAGCUUUCUCCCAGCCCUCAGUCGUGUAUGGAGAUGGAGAGCGAAAACAACGAUUCUUCCUCCAAACGUAAGAAGCGUCGAAACAGAACAACCUUUACGUCCUUUCAACUGGAAGAGAUGGAGCGUAUUUUUCAGAAGACGCACUAUCCUGAUGUUUACACGCGGGAGCAGUUGGCACUGCGUUGUGACUUGACGGAAGCUAGGGUGCAGGUGUGGUUCCAGAAUCGAAGAGCCAAAUGGCGCAAGCGUGAACGCUUUGCUCCAGUCCCCGUUCCAGUGCGAUCAAUCACCAUGGCACCCAUCUACGAUCGCCAUCCCCAGGCGCCAGGUUGGCCUCGGCCGUCCAACAGUUGUAUGAACCCGUCGGGGCAUGGACCGGGGCCGUUGGCGCAUCACAUGCCUGUACCAAGCUAUGGGCCUGUUGUGCACGUGCACCAUUCAUUGCCCCCAAACAGGCAUUCACCAAGGUCUCCGUCCCCAGAAUCUCCCCCGCACUGUGCUAAAGUCGGUGCCAUGACAACCUCAAGUUCCGGGAUGAGGCGGUCGCCCAUUGCUCAUCCAAACGUCACCAUUUCGCAACACGGUCCUUCCAAGCAGCUUCCGCCUUGUGCGCAUGCUCAGCAGCAACGUGGAAAUCACUCUCCCGCUGAUGGCUGCCACGGUUCGCCUGGGUCCAUGACGUCACAAAAUUUCUGUGACGAACGUGAGCCUUCGUUACAGUGUCCUCAGCGGCAUACCUCAAGCAUUGCAGCACUGAGAAUGAAGGCCAAAGAGCACGCGGUGGUGGUCGACAUGGCGAGAACGCAUAAUGGAAGAGCCGAAGUGUAAAUGGAAUCUUUUUUGGCAAUGGAGAACGUGAAAACUGUGUAACUAGAAUAAUUCUGAUUAAGAGAAACGUUUUGUAACGGAGCAUUAACCUUAAAGCGGCUAGGCAUGUCAGUUUGGUGUUUCUUGCCAAACUUGAAAUAUUCUGGUAAUUUCGAAAUCAAAGCUUCACGUAUUCUUGGUAGUGCUAAGGCGGGCAACGCGGAAAUGAAAAUUUCCGUGCAAUAUUUACCACAUUCUCAUUUAUAGAAAAAGUUUUAGUUUCUGCAGUGAACCAGGUUCAAACUGGGUCCGUUUUGACCGUUUGCUUUUCUGUGAAGCUUCCCUGUAAAUACUUAUGUUCCUCCAUCAUUCUGUUUUAAGGUCAGUAUUUCUUUGUUACAAAAUCGGCCAAAAUUGCUCCUUGAAUUGACCUGGCCUAGCCCUUUUAUUAAGGGUGCUAUUUUUGAUUUUCUGUAUAUGAUUUCUUAGUCUGUGUUCAUGACCCCAUCUAUGUUAGAUCUGUUUGUAAUGGCAGUGUUGUCAUGAGGCCCGCACGGUGGUCACUUCCUAUCGGCAGGCAUGAGACAUGCUGAAAAUAGAGGAGAGCUCAAAAUCUGUUCCUAUCCACUGAUCUCCCCAUAAUUUUGCCUUCCUGUGGUUAUAAAUUAUUGCGGGUGGGGAAGGGAUAAGGAUGGGAGUAGAGGGCUGGGACGUUUGGUGUGAUGGCAUUCAGAUAAUAAAACUCCUUGGAUCGCUGCGUUUUCUAAA
Molecule: messenger RNA, 1939 nt
Organism: Orbicella faveolata
Lineage: Eukaryota; Metazoa; Cnidaria; Anthozoa; Scleractinia; Merulinidae
Biological process (GO): regulation of transcription by RNA polymerase II
Molecular function (GO): RNA polymerase II transcription regulatory region sequence-specific DNA binding; DNA-binding transcription factor activity, RNA polymerase II-specific
Source: RefSeq, a predicted model, not a curated record